Molecule: messenger RNA, 2158 nt
Organism: Colletes gigas
Lineage: Eukaryota; Metazoa; Arthropoda; Insecta; Hymenoptera; Colletidae
Gene: Kap-alpha3
Product: importin subunit alpha-3
Exons: 9
Coding region: 264-1811 (515 amino acids)
Biological process (GO): NLS-bearing protein import into nucleus
Cellular component (GO): nucleoplasm; cytoplasm; nucleus
Molecular function (GO): protein binding; nuclear import signal receptor activity
Source: RefSeq, a predicted model, not a curated record
UCUUUUCAGAACGGUCGAAACGCUGCGUUCGUGUUGAGAAAACGUGACCACAGAGAAUAUCGUGUGGCGAUCGUGAUUAGAGGAACGGGUGUUAUGCAUGAUAUUGCAUAUUGACGUACAUUAAGAUUGUCGUGUGACGGCAUGCAGUUGUCGAAGUAAAUAGGCCGCAGUUACACGGGUACGGGAUUUUUCACAAUAACACGGGUAUCCGGAAGCCGGCACAUAUCAAUAUACGCGAGCACGGAGAAUUGGUUAUUGAAAAAAUGGCGGCGGAAAUGCCAAACAAGAACCGAAUGAUGGUUUUUAAGAACAAAGGCAAAGAUCAAGACGAAAUGAGAAGAAGAAGAAAUGAAGUGACAGUGGAAUUGCGCAAGAAUAAACGUAAUGAGACUUUACUAAAACGAAGAAACGUGCCUAUUGUAGAUUCUACAGACGAAGAUGAUGCUGAUAAACAUUUGUCAAAAAUUAAUUUGAAAGAGCUGGUAGCGAAUGCUGGUAGUUCAGACCCAGCUAUUCAAUUAGAAGCUGUUCAAUCUGCAAGAAAGUUACUAUCGUCAGAUCGUAAUCCACCGAUUGAUUUAUUAAUCGAUAGUGGCAUUUUACCAGUCCUAGUUCAUUGUCUUGAACAGCACAAUAGCCCGACUUUGCAAUUUGAAGCUGCAUGGGCUCUAACAAAUAUUGCAAGCGGAACAUCGCCCCAAACACAAGCAGUUGUAGAUGCUGGUGCAGUCCCCCAUUUUCUGCAUUUGUUACUUUCAAGUCAUCAGAAUGUUUGCGAACAAUCUGUAUGGGCUUUAGGAAAUAUUAUUGGAGAUGGUCCAACAUCUAGGGAUUAUGUUAUUAGGCUUGGCAUUGUACAGCCAUUGUUAACAUUUGUUCAACUGGAUAUACCUAUUAGUUUUUUGCGUAAUGUAACAUGGGUGAUUGUGAACUUAUGUAGAAAUAAAGAUCCAGCACCACCUGUUCAAACAAUUAAGGAUAUUUUGCCUGCUCUUAACGUGCUCAUCCAUCACACAGAUAUUAAUAUACUUGUUGAUUCAGUUUGGGCAUUGAGCUAUCUCACUGAUGGUGGUAAUGAACAAAUUCAAAUGGUUAUAGACAGUGGUGUUGUACCUCGUCUUAUACCACUUCUGUCGCACAAAGAAGUUAAGGUACAAACAGCUGCUUUGAGGGCAAUUGGUAAUAUAGUAACGGGUACAGAUGAACAAACACAGAUUGUAAUAAACUCGGACGCUCUUUCGCACUUCCCUAACUUACUGACUCAUCCGAAGGAGAAAAUUUGUAAAGAAGCGGUUUGGUUCAUUUCUAAUAUAACUGCGGGGAAUCAAUCACAAGUUCAAGCUGUAAUGGAUGCUGGUCUAAUGCCACUUAUCAUUAGCAAUUUGGCGAAGGGUGAAUUCCAAACGCAAAAGGAAGCAGCAUGGGCAAUUAGCAAUUUCACGAUAAGUGGUAAUAGAGUACAAGUUGUGCAGCUUAUACGAGAAGGUGUUAUUGCACCUUUCUGUGACCUCCUUUCCUGCAAAGAUACUCAAGUUGUACAGGUUGUUUUAGAUGGUAUACAUAACAUGCUCAAACUUGCUGGAAAACAAGUUGAACAAUUGGCUAAUAUGAUUGAAGAGUGUUCAGGUUUGGACAAAAUCGAAGCACUGCAAAAUCACGAAAAUGUAGACAUUUAUAAACUAGCAUAUGAUAUUAUUGAGCAAUACUUUUCUGAAGAGGCGGAUGACACGAAUUUGGGGCCACAGGUCGAAGAAGGUGCAUUUGAGUUUGACCAGACGUCGACUAUUCCGAGUGAAGGUUUUAAGUUCUGAGAGGGCCUCCAUUAUUUCUUAUCCGAUCGUGCCGUCCCUCGACAAACUUCAUUACGAAGUCAUUCUGCUUACCCUUUCCUAUUCUUAUGUCUCAUUCUUGCUCCAAUGACAACACGUGGCACUACCAAUAUGCCACCGCUGAACCAAGAAUCAUGUUUUUUUUUGCUAAUCCAAAGGCAUAACAUUGACUGAUUUUUUGCCCGAUAAAAGAAAUAUCGGAUCGAAGCAAGGGCAAAAGUUACGGAGCAAAGGUGUUUCUUAUCGAAACGAGAAAGUCUGUAUUCUUUUGUUUUCCUUCUGAUUUUUUUUUUAACGAUACGUACGUUAAUUUGUUUAAAUUGCACAUA